AUGAUGGAAAGAAUAAGAAAAGAGAUGAUCCUGAUGGAGAGAGGGCUGCACAGCCCUACAGCUGGCAAAAGGCUCUCGAAUUUGUCAGACUCAGCUGGAAAUGCGGUGUUGGAGGCCCUUGAAAAUUCUCCGCACAGUGGUCGCCUCAGCCCGAGACUGACUGCCGCCUCCCUGCACAGCGCUAUAGGGGACAUCUCCGCCAAAGGCAAAUUUGAAAUAGACACUUUAUUCAAUCUCCAGCAUCCGAGCAGCGAAAGCACUGUCUCCUCCGAAAUCCCGCCGUCGGAAAGCAGGAAGAAAAUAAGCCUUUAUUCCGAAGUUGCUCAAGAGGCAGAUAUGAACAGUGAUGUGGAGGUGGGAUGCUCCGCGCUCCGCUCCCCGGCCAGCCUGACUUCCUCCCAGCUGAAGGAAAACAGUAACAAAGGCUACGCCGAGAGCAGCCCGACGCCGAGCGCCGCCGCCGCCCCCGCCGCCGCCGGGAUCGGUAGCCUGCACAGCGGCGGCGCGCUGGGCGGCUCGGCGGCGGGGGCCGACCAGGUGCGCCGCUACCGCACCGCCUUCACCCGGGAGCAGAUCGCCCGCCUGGAGAAGGAGUUUUACCGCGAGAACUACGUGUCACGGCCGCGGCGCUGCGAGCUGGCCGCCGCCCUCAACCUCCCCGAAACCACCAUCAAGGUGUGGUUCCAGAACCGGCGCAUGAAGGACAAGCGGCAGCGCCUGGCCAUGUCCUGGCCCCACCCGGCCGACCCCAGCUUCUACACCUACAUGAUGACCCACGCGGCGGCCACGGGCAGCCUGCCCUACCCUUUCCACUCCCACGUCCCGCUCCACUACUACCCGCACGUCGGGGUCACGGCCGCCGCCGCCGCCGCUGCCGCCUCGGGCGCCGCCGCCGCGCCCUUCGCCACCUCCAUCCGCCCGCUGGACACUUUCCGCGCCCUCUCGCACCCCUACUCCCGCCCGGAGCUGCUCUGCAGCUUCCGACACCCCGGCCUCUACCAGAGCCCUGCCGCCGCCGGCCUCAACAGCAGCGCGGCCGCCUCGGCAGCGGCGGCGGCGGCGGCGGCGGCAGCGGCGGCGGCGGGCUCGGGGCCGCCGGGGGGCUCGGCGCCCUGCUCCUGCCUCAGCUGCCACAGCAGCCAGACGGCGGCGGCGGCUGCGGCGGCGGCCUCGGCGCUGGGCUCGCGGGGCGGCGCGGCUGCCGAGUUCCCGUGCACGGCGGCGGGGCAGCGCUCCGAGAGCGGCUUCCUGCCCUACUCGGCCGCCGUGCUCAGCAAGGCCGCCGUGGCCUCGCCGGACCAGCGGGAGGAGGCGCCGCUCACCAGAUAA
Zonotrichia leucophrys gambelii is the source of this 1329-nucleotide messenger RNA. RefSeq names its product even-skipped homeobox 2 (gene EVX2). Gene Ontology annotation, biological process: regulation of transcription by RNA polymerase II. The transcript has 3 exons. Gene Ontology annotation, cellular component: nucleus. Lineage: Eukaryota; Metazoa; Chordata; Aves; Passeriformes; Passerellidae. Gene Ontology annotation, molecular function: RNA polymerase II cis-regulatory region sequence-specific DNA binding; DNA-binding transcription factor activity, RNA polymerase II-specific. The record is from RefSeq and is a predicted model, not a curated record. The coding region runs from base 1 to 1329 and encodes 442 amino acids.